Messenger RNA from Zingiber officinale, 1370 nucleotides. RefSeq lists its product as uncharacterized. The transcript has 8 exons. NCBI's taxonomy places the organism in Eukaryota, Viridiplantae, Streptophyta, Magnoliopsida, Zingiberales, Zingiberaceae. Gene Ontology annotation, molecular function: catalytic activity. Bases 90 to 1115 code for a protein of 341 amino acids. The record is from RefSeq and is a predicted model, not a curated record.
GCCCGGUUGAAACUUCCGUGGGCCGGCCGGAUCCAUCCAACUCCGACUCUCGAUCGAGUUUUCUGGCGUAACAUUCAAUUAACUUAAAAAUGGCACCGUGCAGCUCGAAGCUCUUAUUGGUGAAUGGCGUCCCGUUGGCCGGCGACGUUCCCCCCGUCGCCACGUUCCUGCAGUCCACUGCUGGGGCUUAUACCACCACCCGCACUUAUGGCGGUGCCUCCCUCGUCCUCUUCUUGGAACGCCAUAUCCGCCGCCUCGUCCACUCCGCCCGCCUCCUCUCCCAGUCCCGACCCAGCCUCUUCUCCGCCGGAUCAGUCCCCGCCGUGUUCCCUCUCAUCGACUCCGUUCCGCAUCGGAUCCACGACUCGCUUGAAAUUGGCCUCCGCCUCGCUCUACGGGACCGAGACCGCUCUGGGAGCACGGACGAGCUGGCCAUCACGGCCUUGGUCCGGGGCCGUUGCGACUCUGACGGCCUGGAUGUGCUACUCCAUGUAGGUUUCUUCAUUCCGCCCCCAUUUGGUGCUUUUGGAGCGCGACUGGCGGUCGCUGGUCCAGGGAGGGAUUUGGCAGAGGCCAAAUACUCAGAUUGGGUGCGGGUAAGACAGGGGCUGGAGAAGAUGAGGCCUCCAUCAGUGACGGAGCUCUUGUUGACGAAUGAUGGUGAUAGCAUCCUAGAAGGAACUGUGACCAACUUCUUUGUUGUUCGUAGAAAGGUCAUUCAUGAUUUCACAGAACCACCUCCAACUGAACAAGAAUUAUGUUCAUUUGUAGUGCAAACAGCUCCAAUUAGUGAUGGGAUACUUCCAGGAGUUAUACGCCAGUUAGUGAUUGAAAUUUGCUCUAGCAUGAACAUACCAAUUGAGGAGGUUGCACCAUCAUGGUCAGACCAUGCGCUUUGGCAAGAGGCCUUCAUUACAAGUAGUUUGAGGCUUGUACAACAUGUUGAGACAAUCCAGUUUCCAACUUCAUCAAAGAUAUUGCACACGAGAUCUUUUCAGGAAUUUUCAUGGGCAACAAAGCAGUUUCAAGGAAUAGGACAUAUCACUAGACACAUUCAGAAUGAAAUAAUCAAUAGAGCAGCCGAAGAAUCAUUCAAGAUAAACCAAUAUUCAUAAGACUGAUUACCUAAUCCAAAUUAUGGUCUCAGAUGAAUAUAUAGACACUGACGUUAUUGCCAAAUGUUGCAAAGUUACAUGGCUUGUCCUAGACAAACUCGGAGAUUGGAGAUGAUUAUGGAUUUGUUUUGUUAAAUCGUGUUUACAUAGUUACUUUUGUGUGAAGACAUUUGUUUUUCUUAUAUGCUCAUAGCAUAACAGAACAGUAUAUAUGUAUUCUAAAGGAGAUCAUUUAUAAUCUUUGCUUGGAAUUUA